Molecule: messenger RNA, 2140 nt
Organism: Cyprinodon variegatus (sheepshead minnow)
Lineage: Eukaryota; Metazoa; Chordata; Actinopteri; Cyprinodontiformes; Cyprinodontidae
Gene: afg3l2
Product: AFG3-like AAA ATPase 2
Exons: 15
Biological process (GO): protein-containing complex assembly; mitochondrial protein processing
Cellular component (GO): m-AAA complex; membrane
Molecular function (GO): ATP binding; zinc ion binding; ATP-dependent peptidase activity
Source: RefSeq, a predicted model, not a curated record
GUGGGUCAGAACCAAGAACAGCCCAAAGGUGGGUCAGAACCAAGAACUGCCCAAAGGUGGGUCAGAACCAAGAACAGCCCAAAGGUGGGUCAGAACCAAGAACCGCCCAAAGGAUUUGAGAAAUACUUCCCAGAAGGUCAGAAAGCGAGCAGAACGACUGAGUCAGACUCUGCAGCCAAAGAAUCCAAGGCUGCCAACGCUCAGAAACCCUCUGGGAGGUCUGGAGGCGGGGCGGACGGCGGGUCCGGAGGAGGGUCGGGAGGCGGAGGGAAGAGAGGUCGCAAGGAGGAGUCCCACUGGUACAGCCGCCUGCAGAAGGGUGACGUUCCCUGGGAUGACAAGGAGUUCCGCAUGUACCUGCUGAGCGGCGUGGCCUUCUGGACCGCCGUCACCUACUACUUCUUCCUGCGUGAUGGAGGACGGGAGGUUACCUGGAAGGACUUUGUCAACAACUACCUGUCCAAGGGAGUGGUGGACCGGCUGGACGUGGUCAACAAGCGUUACGUCAAAGUGGUCUUCUCUCCUGGGAAGACGCCGUUGGACGGGCAGUACGUCUGGUUCAACAUCGGCAGCGUGGACACCUUCGAGAGGAACCUGGAGACGGCUCAGAGCGAGCUAGGCAUCGAGAGCGAGAACCGCCUGCCCGUAGUCUACUCCACUGAGAGCGACGGAACGUUCCUGCUCAGCAUGCUGCCCACCGUCCUCAUCAUCGGCUUCCUGCUCUUCAUGCUGCGGCGCGGCCCAGCGGGGGCCGGCCGCCCUGGCAGGGGAAUGGGGGGGCUGUUCAGCGUCAGCGAGACCACGGCCAAGAUCCUGAAGGACGAGAUCGAUGUGAAGUUCAAAGACGUGGCCGGCUGCGAGGAAGCCAAGCUGGAGAUCAUGGAGUUCGUCAACUUCCUGAAGAACCCCAAACAGUACCAGGACCUGGGGGCAAAGAUCCCCAAGGGGGCCAUUCUGACGGGGCCCCCAGGAACAGGGAAGACUCUGCUGGCCAAAGCAACGGCGGGCGAGGCCAACGUUCCCUUUAUCACAGUCAACGGCUCCGAGUUCCUUGAGAUGUUUGUGGGCGUGGGCCCCGCCAGGGUCCGGGAUCUAUUUGUCAUGGCCAGGAAGAACGCUCCCUGCAUCCUCUUCAUAGACGAGAUCGACGCGGUGGGACGGAAGCGCGGCCGGGGGAACUUUGGCGGCCAGAGCGAGCAGGAGAACACCCUGAACCAGCUGCUGGUGGAGAUGGACGGCUUUAACACCGCCACCAACGUGGUGGUUCUGGCCGGAACCAAUCGACCCGACAUCCUGGACCCGGCCCUGCUCAGACCCGGACGCUUUGACCGGCAGAUCUACAUCGGUCCCCCGGAUAUUAAAGGACGGGCGUCCAUAUUUAAGGUCCACCUGCGUCCCCUGAAGCUGGGCUCUGACCUGGACAAAGACGCUCUGGCUAAGAAGAUGGCCGCCCUGACGCCCGGGUUCUCAGGCGCCGACAUCGCCAACGUCUGCAACGAGGCGGCGCUGAUCGCAGCGCGCCACCUGGCAGACACCAUCAGCCAGAAGCACUUUGAGCAGGCCAUCGAGAGAGUCAUUGGAGGUCUGGAGAAGAAGACUCAGGUUCUGCAGCCGGAGGAGAAGAAGACAGUGGCGUACCACGAGGCGGGUCACGCUGUGGCCGGCUGGUUCCUGGAGCACGCCGACCCUCUGCUCAAGGUGUCCAUCAUCCCCAGAGGGAGGGGCCUGGGCUACGCCCAGUACCUGCCCAAGGAGCAGUACCUGUACACCAGGGAGCAGCUGCUGGACCGCAUGUGCAUGACGCUGGGAGGACGUGUCUCCGAGGAGAUCUUCUUCGGCCGCAUCACUACCGGCGCCCAGGACGACCUCAGGAAGGUCACACAGAGCGCCUACGCUCAGAUCGUUCAGUUCGGGAUGAACCCAAAGGUGGGCCAGGUGUCCUUCGACCUGCCGCGGCAGGGCGAGAUGGUUCUGGAGAAGCCCUACAGCGAGGCCACGGCCCGCCUCAUCGACACCGAGGUCCGAGCCCUGAUCGCCGACGCCUACCGCAGAACCCAGCAGCUGCUGAACGACAAGAAGGCCGACGUGGAGAAGGUACCACUGAGGUUCUGCUGAUGGAGGCGGGUCGGUUCUGGUUCCU